GCCGGCAAACUCGUCUUUAUAAGAUCGAGGGGGGGGGAAGCUUUCCCUUCAAAUUCCUGCGACACUCUUUAAAUCAGCGCAAUGGUACUGGGGGGGGUGGAGCUGCCGUGCAUCUUAAUUAUACAUGAGCCCGGGGCAGAUUCAUAAAACUGGCGUUUCCAGAGCCAUUCAUGGCUGCGUCUGUGACGGACGCGCAUUGCCCCGUUACUUUGACUCGUUCUUUGCAAAUUUUUUGCUCUAAAUUUUGAUCGUGUUCGCGGGGCCGUUUGCACGGGUUUAUUUUUUUCAGCGCCAUGACCCACUCCGGGGGUUGGCGAGUCACCCGCCGCGGUUCGGGGUGCAAAGGGGGCAAGGCUACCGCUCAAGAUCGGGUAAAUAGGAAUGUUUUACAGUAGCACGGUGCUGUGCUAUGCGGCGUCUGUACGCACCGACCGCAGAUCUCCGCCUUCCAGCGGCCAUCGCGACUGUUUUUGCGCGACCCUGCAGUGACGCCUGACUACUUACUUCCUACCUCGCAAAAAAUUAAAGAAAACUAUUCCAAGGUACGGCAGCAUUCAUGGAAGGCAGCCGCUUCUCCCGGCUGGAGAGACGGUGCAAAUGGCCUGGCGGCAGACGGUGGGACGAUGCUGACAGGACUGGUGUCGGCCGGACCGCAGAAUGGCAGGGGUCUAGGGCGUCCUAAGUGCGCUGCACGCCAUGCAGCGGCAGUGUCUCUGAGCCCGACACAGCGCACUGCUCCGUUCCUGUCCAAUACAUGUAUAUAAUAUAUAUGCAUUUUUAUACAUAGCUGCUGCGUAUAGCCUCCGAGAGCAAGGAUGAUGUCUAAAGCGGCGACUAAGGAGAAAAAGUCCUUCGGAAAGAAGCUUUUCCGCAGGGGCUCCGUGCGCUCCGUGGGCAAUUUCAUGAGCAGGGUCCUGAAGACCCUGUCCACCUUGUCUCACUUCGGCACCGAGGAGCACGUUGUGGAGAACGAGAAGGACGACGGCGGCUUCACGGUGUUUAAGAGCGGGGGUAAGGGAGCCGUUACCCCGGGCGAGGGCGAUCGCGACGGCAUCGGCGGCGACAGGGUGCCCGGGCUGUCCGGGCUAAAGAACCACGGGAACACGUGUUUCAUGAACGCCGUCCUGCAGUGCCUGAGCAACACGGAGCUCUUCGCGGAGUACCUGGCGCUGGAGCAGUUCCGGGGAGGGGGCGUCGGGGCGCAGGACGAGCUAGAGGACAAGGACGACAAGGGGAUCAUACACGGGCAGAAGAAGGAUGCUCUGGACAGUGGGGAGGUCACCGAGCAGCUGUCCGGACUCGUCCGAGCCCUGUGGACCUUCGAGUACACCCCUCAGCACAGCCGGGAAUUUAAGAACGUUGUGUCAAAGAACGCGCUGCAGUACAGGGGUAACGCCCAGCAUGACGCCCAGGAGUUCCUGCUCUGGCUUCUGGACCGGGUUCAUGAGGACCUCAACCACCUCGUCCACCCCAGCAACAGAUCCUCCAUCAAGCCACCCCUGGUGGAGGAUGACAGAUCCCUUGAAGGACCCACUCUGCCCCUGUCCGCUGGCUCCUUCGUGCAGGAGCUCUUCCAAGCCCAGUAUAGGUCAUCGCUCACCUGUCCACAUUGCCAGAAGCAGAGCAACACCUUCGACCCGUUCCUCUGCAUAUCCCUGCCGAUCCCCCUACCUCAUACUCGGCCCCUGUACGUGACUGUGGUGUACCAGGGGAAGACGUCUCACUGCAUGAGAAUCGGAGUGGCCGUACCUCUCCACAGCACUGUGUUCCACUUGCGAGAAGCUAUCUCUGUGGAGACCAAGGUGCCCUCUGACCAGAUCGUCUUGUGCGAAAUGUAUUAUGACGGCUUCCACCGCUCUUUCUGUAACGACGCCGAGGAUCUUAAUAUCAUUCAAGAAAGCGACUCGAUCUUUGCAUUUGAAACGCCGGAGACUUUCAGACCGGAAAAUGCUUGGGCUCAGAGAGGAAGCCUGCAGACAAACCUAAAUCAGAACAACUUGAAGUAUUCAGCAGAGAACAACAGGACGGCCUCGUUCAUGCAGGGCGCGGUGUCACCCAAUAAGAACUCUGAGAAAAUCGUCUUGCUGGUGUGCAACAGGACUUGCACUGGCCACCAGGGCAGGAGGUUUGGUCACCCCUUUGUGCUGCACCUGGAGCGCACAGUGUCCUGGGAGGGCUUCCAGAAGGAGAUCCUGGAGAAAAUGAAGCACCUGUUGAGACCAGGGGUCGGCGCAAAGGUGGGCCUCUUCAGCCUGCGUGUGGUGGGGGUGGUGGGAAUCACCUACCUUCUUCCCCAGGAGGAGCAGCCAUUGAGUCACCCCACCGUGGAGAGGGCCUACAAGGCCUGCGGACUUGGUGGACCCGCCCAUGUAAAGGUCGUGGUUGAAUGGGACAAGGACACCAGGGAUUACCUGUUCGGGAGCUCGGAGGAGGAGUAUAUCCCCGACGCGGACAGUGUGCGGCUGCACCGCGAGCUGCACAGCCAGCCUCAGGCUUGCACCCUGGCACACUGCUUCCAGCUCUACACUAAGGAAGAGCAGCUGGCCCCAGAUGAUGCCUGGCGCUGUCCCCACUGUAAGCAACUGCAACAGGGGCGUAUCAAGCUCAGUCUCUGGACCCUGCCGGAUGUCCUCAUUCUGCACCUCAAGAGGUUCAGACAGGAGGCGGACAGGAGAGUGAAGAUCCAGAAUGUGGUGAGGUUCCCCCUGGUGGGGAUGGACAUGGCGCCCCACAUGGUGAAAAGGAGCCAGAGCAGCUGGAGCCUUCCAUCGCAUUGGUCACCCUGGAGACGACCUUACGGGCUGGGCCGCGACCCCCACGACUACCUAUACGACCUGUACGCCGUGUGCAACCAUCACGGCUCCAUGCACGGGGGACAUUACACAGCUUACUGUAAAAACUCCGUCGAUGGACAGUGGUACUGCUUCGAUGACAGUGACGUCCAGCCCAUACCGGAGGAACAAGUUUGCAAGCAGACGGCGUAUAUCCUUUUCUAUCAACGGAGAACUGCCAUUCCUUCUUGGUCGGCUAACAGCUCUGUUGCAGGUUCCACCAGCUCCUCACUAUGCGAGCACUGGGUCAACCGGCUCCCUGGUAGCCGGCAGGCCAGUGUGGCUUCCGGCGCCUCGUCCAGACGCACCUCCCUGGCCUCACUGGCGGAGUCUGGGGAUUUCCCAGGGGAGCGCAGUGAGGAUGACGGAGGAUUCUCCAUCCGGCCUUUCGUGAGGAGCGUUCAGCGGCAGAGUCUGUCUUCAAGAUCAUCCUUAGCCAGCCCCCUGACUCUGAAUGAGAAUGGGAUCAAGCCCUCGUGGUCCCUCUCAGCCAAACUCCACCUGAGGUCCAACUCUCCCUCCCGCUUUUCCUUAGACUCCUUUUCCUCAUCCUUAGAGAGGAUAGGAGAGACUUGCGACGACAAAGUGUCAACGUCCUGUUUCGGCAGCUACAGCAGGCAUGAGCGGCAGGCGAAUAAGGCUCCCCUGGCAAAGAUGGAGGGCAUCACCAGCGACGAGGGCAACGGCACGGACUUCGUAGACGAGACCUACUGCAGGGCUCCCAUUCAGCCAGACAAGAAGAGCUUCAAGGCCGACCAGGUUGACAACAGCAACCAGCUUCCAGGUGUGGAGCAGAAGAAAAGUGGGCAAGGAAACCCCUCCAAGGAGCAGAAGCGAAGAAGCACUUCUGGAGGGUCAGGUUCGAAAUCGGAGAGCUCAGGCACCAAGAGGAGCUCUGCUAAGAUUGCGUCGGACAUGGAGAAGACCUCCAAGAAGCGCCUGGGCGGCAUCUCUACUUCUAAGUCCUCCUCUUCCCCGGUCUCAUCCAGCCCCCGAUCUAAGAGCUACACUAAAGUGUCUAACCUGAAGGACAAGACUGACUCUGCAAAGAUCACGAGGUCCCCAUCCACUGGAACACCUUCUAAGAAGGUAUCUGCCAAGGGUCAGGAAACACCACCACCAGGGGCCACCCAACAGAAGCAGCGUAUCUCAUCCAUGGCCAAAUCCUCCGUGUCUGCCUCACCCCCUGUUAGGAAAACCCUGUCCGGGACCGAGAGGACUUUGGCGACUGGUCGGGGCAAGCUGGAGAAGAGUGUCAGUCAGGACUCUCCCCGGACCAGCCCUUUGGUAGACAAACCCAAACCGAGCCCUGCGGCCCGGGCCUCACUGCCCCGAGGGGUCGACGGCAGCCGUCUGGAUAAGCGACUGCGCAGCUCCAGCAGCAGCUCCUCCGUCACCAGCCUACGGUCCCCAAGCGCCUCCUCUAGGGAACUCCACAGGAACAACAAAUCUGAGGAAAAGGGGUUAUCCUUUUUUAAGUCUUCGCUGCGACAAAAGGAGACGCGCAGGUCCGCAGACUUGGGCAAGACUGCCAUGUUGGCUAAGAAGGCUUCUGAGGGGGCUACUAAGGGGGGCACCCUGGCCAACGGCUCACUGGGGACCAACGACGGCUCUAGUAAGCCACCUCUAAAGGCGCCCCCGGCAUUCAAAGGUUCGGACAAGGAGAGGUCUCCCAAGACCUCAACCCCCGUCAAACGCUUGGCUUUAUCUCAGAGCAAAUCGAAGUCUUCCACCCCUGAGAUGGGACAGCAGUCUCCCGCAAAUGGGAAUAAGCUACUUGAAAAGACUGCUUCCUCUAGAAAGCUUUCCUCCGGCAUGCAAUCGUCUGCAAGACUAACACAGAAGCCUCAGUGAUCUAUGAAUAGUGAUUUUAGUUUUCCUGCAAUGCAGCUAUUUUUAUGUGCCUAAUUAUAAAUAUAUGUAUAAUAUAUACAAUUACAAUAUAAGAAUAUAUAUAGUCUAUAUUUUUCUUUUCUUAAAGAGAACUCAAUUCUGUAGAUUAUGAAAGCGCCUUUAUAUCCUACCAUCAAACCAAAUAAUUGCCAAAAUAAUUGGCAAAAUCUGGUACAAAGUCCGCUACUGUGCACAAUCAAAUAUUUCGCUCCUGAAUGUUUGUUUUUCUUUGUGUGUGUGUGUGCUUGUUUUAUUAUUAUUUUGCCAAAACAGUGGUAAUACAGACUUCACCAUUGAUUGCAAUGUUACUUAAGUUUUCUGUAAUCUUUCAUGCUUUGAAACGUCUGAGGUUACUUUAAUAUCGGUUUGCAGGACAAAGAUACAUCACCUUCACAUGGGUAAAAGAAAAAAUAAAAAUUCUGACUUAGUGGUAAUUAAAGACAUCAAAUGUCUUUGUAUAGCUCUUCACCAACACACCAAGUAUCUACAAUAUUCCCAACAAUACAAGGUUGUUCAAUAUGAAUAUAAAAGGUAGUUUUUUUUGCCUGGAGUUUUACUGGUUUGUGUGAAUCGGUAGAUGGUGCUGGGAUUGGGACACUAACCUCCAUGUCCACACUGAGAAUUUAUUUUGUUAGUCUGACUUUGUCACAUGGUUUGUUGCCUUUGUGAUCAUAAGAAAGCCACCUGCAGAUGACACACAGUAAUUGAGUCAUUUAGCUGCAUUAAUCCAAAUGCAUCCUAUAUAAAAUCUGAUAUAGGUCCAUCCUGAAUGUUCUGUUAGCCGGAUGCAUUUUAGCGGCCCUGUUUUAUCCCUUCUGGGACAUGACAUCAUCCCAGUGAGGCGAGUGCUGGAGUAAAGAGCGAGCUUCCAGAUUGAAAUGUUACUGUUUCUGUCACUCUUUACCUUUGGCUUUAAGGAAUUUAACCUGCUGAUUCCACCUGCUGACGAAAUCUCCAUCGGUUUAUAUGAACAGAUGUUGCAUGUUUCGGGCACAAAGGCCACAAGUGGUUUCAGGUGCUGAGCACGUUUUUGAAACUGCACACAUCUCCAUACUUCUCCUCGUACCCGGCUCUGUACAUCCUUCUCCAUCCUAUGCGUCUGGUCCUCGUGCCCGGCUCUGUACAUCCUUCUGCCUCUGGUCCUCGGGCCCGACUCUGUACAUCCAUCUCCAUCGUUGUGCCUCUGGUCCUCGUGCCUGGCUCUACAUCCUUCUCCAUCCUUCUGCCUCUGGUCCUCGGGCCCGGCUCUGUACAUCCUUCUCCAUCCUUGUGCUUCUGGUCCUCGUGCCUGGCUCUGUACAUCCUUCUCCAUCCUUGUGCUUCUGGUCCUCGUGCCUGGCUCUGUACAUCCUUCUCCAUCCUUCUGCCUCUGGUCCUUGGGUCCAGCUCUGCACAUCCUUCUCCAUCCUUCUGCCUCUGGCCCUCGUGCCUGGCUCUGUACAUCCUUCUCCAUCCUUCUGCCUCUGUUCCUCGGGCCCGGCUCUGUACAUCCUUCUCCAUCCUUGUGCUUCUGGUCCUCGUGCCUGGCUCUGUACAUCCUUCUCCAUCCUUGUGCUUCUGGUCCUCGUGCCUGGCUCUGUACAUCCUUCUCCAUCCUUCUGCCUCUGGUCCUCGUGCCUGGCUCUGUACAUCCUUCUCCAUCCUUCUGCUUCUGGUCCUCGUGCCUGGCUCUGUACAUCCUUCUCCAUCCUUCUGCCUCUGAUCCUCGGGCCCGGCUCUGUACAUCCUUCUCCAUCCUUCUGCCUCUGGUCCUCGUUCCCGGCUCUGUACAUCCUUCUCCAUCCUUCUGCCUCUGGUCCUCGGGCCCGGCUCUGUACAUCCUUCUCCAUUCUUCUGCCUCUGGUCCUCGUUCCCGGCUCUGUACAUCCUUCUCCAUCCUUGUGCCUCUGGUCCUCGUGCCCGGCUCUCUCUAUUGCAUGGUGUUUCUGUUUCAUUUCAUUUUUAAUGUCUGGUCGGACACGCGCCUACGCUCAUACAUACAACACACAUCAACCGGACACUUGGUGUUCAUGGUGUUCCAAAAUUUUAUCAUCAUCCUCGUUGUCCACGCCAUGAUGCCAUUUCUUUCUUUCCAGUUGACUGAGACAUCCAGCUAUGUAGCACAUAGGCCGCAGAGUUGCUGUAAUGCCCACCUCUCCGAUGGUGGUUACUAUCUGAAACAUUUAAGAGUCAGUCAGGGUGAGUGUGUUUGGUUCUCUGAUCUAAGUUUGUUACCUUAUGAUCAAGAACCCACUCUUAAAAUACUGUUUUACAUGUUGCAUGUAGCUACACCGCUAUUACCUGAAAUAAUUGUUUUUCACGUUAUCCUGUAAUAUUUUGCCUUGGUUUAAUGGUAAAACAUUAACCACAAUAAUGCUGCAUAUACGGUAUUGUACAGGGUUCGAGAAAUACCACAGUGCUCCCUGAAUUCAAUGGGGGUUGUAGCAUUAGAGAAAUGCCUGGUUCUGGUUUGUUGCACUGAAGGCAGAGGCGCCCUCUAGUGGAUGUUAGACACUGCUGAUGAAUGUACAAAAGCGGCGUUGCAUGUCUAUGCAUGAAUGUAUCUAUGCAAGCGACUGCUGGUGAUGCUGACUGCCUGUUGUUUUUCACGUUCUGAGUGGCGGAAUGCAUGGAUAGUCCUCGACCCGCCUCUGCCUCUGCUUUGAUGAUCUCAUUGCUCUUUACAUGAUGAAAAUGGCAUCUUUCUUUUCCUUUGAAUAACACUUCAUAUAAACGUCGGCUGGUGUUUGGUUUUCACAUUUUUGUCCUUAUUGAGUUUAAAAAAAAAAAAAAAAAGCUGAAUUAAUGCUUUUUUGGUUUCAGACAUCUCUGUAUAUCAGGCAUCCAUAAAAUACCAGUUUUCCCAUGUGUUGAAGUACCAACACUGAUUUCACUGAGGGGAAAAAGCCACCAUGAAAUGUUGAUUUGAUCCACUUUUGUCAUGUAUGUUGUUUUACUACCACAGUCAUGAACAGUUUGUAUGCUACGUUGACAAGCUUCCAAAUCUUUCUGGGUGAUAAGUUACUUAAAACAUUUUUGCCCCUCCAUAUAUGGUUACUAAUUAAGAUAAGAAUGAUAAUUGUGAUGAUAAAAUCUAUUCCAUAAUUGUUUUUUUUUAUGGUGGAGGAUGUUAAAGAAAUGGCAAUAAAACGGUAGUUCAAUAUGAAAUGAGAUUCCUUUGCUGUGAGUCAGUACACUGGAAUCGGUGGCUUGUUAGGCAUGUUGCUGUGUGUUUGCUUUUUAGACUUUAGGAUUUUAGGUUUUGCUCUACACUGGAAAUGUUCUCCAGGGCAAGUAUGUGGAAGGUUGUGCAAUAUGGGAAUCGAAUAUAUUUAAUAAUGACAACUUACAUGUGACUCAUGGGCAAGUGCAUGAGACUCAAAGCUUUGUUAAUUUAUUUGUAUAGGUCACAAUUUGAAGAGAAUGCACUUUUAAUAUGCACAUUUCUAUCAUUUUUAUGUUUCAGAAUAUGUUUUUCCUUUGAAAGAACAAAAAUUUGUAUAAAGGAUCUACAUAUGCAAGAAGAGAAACUGAAAUGUAAUAAACAGGAAACACAG
Molecule: messenger RNA, 8260 nt
Organism: Brienomyrus brachyistius
Lineage: Eukaryota; Metazoa; Chordata; Actinopteri; Osteoglossiformes; Mormyridae
Gene: usp31
Product: ubiquitin specific peptidase 31
Exons: 16
Coding region: 816-4685 (1289 amino acids)
Biological process (GO): protein deubiquitination
Molecular function (GO): cysteine-type deubiquitinase activity
Source: RefSeq, a predicted model, not a curated record